This is a messenger RNA of Penicillium manginii, 474 nucleotides long. RefSeq names its product RTA1 domain-containing protein. Gene Ontology annotation, cellular component: membrane. The coding region runs from base 1 to 474 and encodes 157 amino acids. Lineage: Eukaryota; Fungi; Ascomycota; Eurotiomycetes; Eurotiales; Aspergillaceae. The transcript has 2 exons. The record is from RefSeq and is a predicted model, not a curated record.
AUGCAGGCAGCAGGAAUCAUGGCAAGCGGCACAUUAAGUGCAAUGACGACAGGCGAAAAUGUCACGAUCGGCGGUCUCUGUGUGCAACUUCUCUUCUUUACCGUCUUCGUGAUCACAUCUGUCGUCUUUCACAUUCGGAUUCGCUCAAAACAAGCGCAGCAAAUUAUCGGAGUUCAACGGGAUCAUCGCGGGAGACCUGUUCGUAGCUGGGAAAAUGUCCUUUGGGGGCUAUACUUUGCCAGUAUCUUGAUUCUGGUGAGGUCUGUCUUCCGUCUUGUGGAAUACGCACAGGGAAAUGAUGGCUAUUUGAUUAGUCAUGAGGCAUUCAUGUAUGUUUUUGACGCCACUUUAAUGCUUUUUGCGAUGGUCGCGAUGAACGUGUUUCACCCGUGCACGGUUUUAACUCCAUCCUCGAAAAACGGCCGUCACCAAUUGGGGGAUCAAAUGCAAGAAGCACAAAUGGGUCCUGUUUGA